ACGAGACAGAGCCAGCCCCCGCGUGGUCCUCCGCUCGGGCGACACGGGAGGCCCCUCCCCCAGCCCUAGCGCCGCCACUCUCUCCUCCUCUAUUUCCCCCUCGUCGUCGCCGGAGGAGACUGCCGAAGGCCGGCGCGACCGGCGGCGGAGCGUUUCUCCGGCAUUUCUUCUUCGUUUGCUCUCCCGGUGUUCAGAUUUGAGCGGGUUCUAUGUCGGGCGGCUCAAGUUCCAGCCGCGGGGUUACUGGGGCGGGUGCAGUCCCCCGCGCCGUCGUCUUCCUUGUCUCCGGCGUCGUCGGGGGCUGUGCUCGGCGGUUCAACAUCUGGUCCUACAGGUGCAGCCAGGCGAUGGAUUGGCGGCAUCUGCUGGUGGUGGCGGGGCUGCACCGUUUCGGCGGUAGACGCACGGCGUGGUGGGUCUAGAGCUGGCCGGCGGACGUGCUCCUCGUGGUGUUGGGUUUGUGGCGUGUGGGCCGGAUCUGCCCUGAACAGCUGGCGCUGGCGGCCGGUGGCGGCUGCGUCGAUGGUGGUUUGGGGCUCGAGCAGGCGCUGUGGUGCGGCGCUCUCUUCUUUGCCACCCUCCCCUCCCCUCACGGCCUUGUCUACUGCUGUGGGCGGGGCGUCAGCCGUGCGACGGUGAGGAGCGGAGGAUCUGACUCCUCAGUGGUGGUGUGUGGCGUCGACAUAUGGGCAGCAACGGCUCCGGCAGCAUUUGCGGUGGUGUACAUGCCAGCGGAUCUGGCGCGUCGCAACGGCUGCUGCCAGGGUUGGUCGACGGGAGGUGCGGCGCGUGGUGCUGCCGCUGCUCGGCCGGGACCGUGGGCUCAGCCGGAGGUGGUGGCGGUCCGCGCUGCUUUGCGACUGUUGUGGCAACCGACGCGUCAUUGGCCCUCUGGAUGGGUCUGUGUGGGUUGGUUGGGCGGCGGCGGCGGCUGUGGAGGUGUGCUUUGUCCCGGGGUCCUGGCCGGAUGUUGUGCUGGGGGUUUUCUUGGGCGAAAGCCUUAGCGACGGCGACGCUCCUGGGCGCCGCUUCCCCUGUUGAGGGCGUCGUGUUCCCUAGCUUUGUCUUCCAUGGGCGAAAGCCCGGUCCACCUCGGAUUGGCGACGAUGGCAUCCCCGACGUCACUCCCUUCCUGAAGGUGUCGCUACUGAAGUUCGUCUCGGCCACGUCGUCGCCUUCGGUGGUUGCUUUCGUCUUUUGGGUCCCGGUUUGCGUGUGGAGGUGGAGACUUGCACCGUGAAAUCGAAGUUGCUACGUCAGGGGAUGUGGCUUGGCAACGAUGACGUGGAGCGACCCCCUUCUUCGUGGGCUUGUUUGCUUCGAAGAUGAGGCAUUUGGCAGAGGCGGGGCGGUGGAUCAAGGUUUUGGAAGUCUCGCUGGUGAAGAAUCGGAGCUGUCUCGAGUAUGGUAUCUCGUGGCUUGGCCACAGUCUUCCUUCCUUCUCUUCUGUCGGUGUUUGUAGUCAUCGUCGUGUUUCCUUCGGCCUUGUGGUGCCUGUCUUGGGGAGUCGAGCUGCUCGUCACUUGUAUUGAACUCGGCAACGAUGACUCACGAUGGACAUUGUGUGUGUGGGGUUGUUGUUGUCUGGUUUGUUUGUAGUAUAGGUUUUAGGUCCGGUUUUUUUUAAAAUUAGGUUAAUUCCUUUCUUCUUAAUUGAGAGACAGAGCUUCUGCUAUUACGUUC
Zea mays is the source of this 1683-nucleotide messenger RNA. RefSeq lists its product as uncharacterized. NCBI's taxonomy places the organism in Eukaryota, Viridiplantae, Streptophyta, Magnoliopsida, Poales, Poaceae. The transcript has a single exon. The record is from RefSeq and is marked predicted. Bases 686 to 1240 code for a protein of 184 amino acids.